Molecule: messenger RNA, 633 nt
Organism: Panonychus citri (citrus red mite)
Lineage: Eukaryota; Metazoa; Arthropoda; Arachnida; Trombidiformes; Tetranychidae
Product: N-alpha-acetyltransferase 30-like
Exons: 2
Coding region: 111-617 (168 amino acids)
Biological process (GO): N-terminal peptidyl-methionine acetylation
Cellular component (GO): NatC complex
Molecular function (GO): protein-N-terminal amino-acid acetyltransferase activity
Source: RefSeq, a predicted model, not a curated record
UGUAAACAAGAAAAUGAAACAAAAAAAAAGAUUGACAAUUAAUUGAUUUGGUUUGGAUGUUUAAUUGAGUUGAUUGUGUUUGAUUUUUUAUUUAAUAGAGAAAAUAAGUUAUGGCAGAUAUUUUAAAAGUGGAUAAUUUAACCAUUGACGAAAAAGAAUCAAGUGAAAUUGAAUAUAUUAACUAUGAAUCUGAGCUUCAAAUGCCUGAUAUCAUGAGAUUAAUUCAGAAAGAUUUGUCAGAACCUUAUUCAAUUUAUACUUAUCGAUAUUUUAUUCACAAUUGGCCACAAUUAUGUUUCCUAGCAUCUUACAAGGGUAAAGUGGUCGGUGCGAUUGUUUGUAAAUUAGAUUUACACAAGAAAUCAGUUCGUCGAGGUUAUAUCGCCAUGUUGGCCGUGGAUAGUAAUUUUCGAAAUCGUCGAAUUGGUUCAAAUUUGGUUCUACAUGCAAUUGAAGCAAUGGUACAAGGAGACGCCGAUGAAGUUGUUCUAGAAACCGAAAUAACUAAUCAAUCAGCUCUUAAUUUAUAUGAAAAUCUUGGUUUUGUUCGUGAUAAAAGGUUAUUUAGAUACUAUUUAAAUGGUGUUGAUGCUCUUAGAUUAAAACUUUGGCUUUAAUUGUGAACCUAAACAA